UAUUUGUUAAGAUCCUUGGCGAAUUGUUACUUUCCACUUUUGAGAAAGAUUGCCUUUGCUUUUUGAAAUAAUCCUUCCAAAUUCCUUGCGAAAUGUCACUCAGUCACACUUAAAUUAUCGCUUGAUGACGUGGUACCUGAAUGAACUUUUUGUGGUCACGGUUCAUUGUUUUCGUUCUAAUUAAUUUCGUAUAUAGACUGUGAUCUAGCUAGGUAGGCAUAUUUCAUAAAGAACAUUUCGUGUCGUGUUGAAAGAGAACCACAAGCUAAACAUCCACUGAAAAUCUCGCCAUGAACGUAACUGAAUCUAAAGCGGAAUCAUCAUGUGCCAUGACCGAGAUGGUUUGGAAGCAAGAAUACCUGGGGGAAAAAAUAGCCUUCGCCAUGACAGCCACAAUCUUGAACAUCCUAAGCUUUCCUGUGACGAUCGUGAUGAAUGUGCUGGUGAUAAUGGCGGUGAAGACAAGACCCAGAUUGCAAAGUAACUAUAACAUUUUGCUGGCCUGUUUGGCUGGAACAGACCUGUUAGUAGGAGCCGCUUCACAGCCAAGUUACAUCGUGGGGCAGAUUUAUGUCAUAAAAGGAAUAUCUCUGUCGGAAUACUGCAGAUACCACAAGCUGACCAAUCUUCUGGUCUUAUGUCCUAUUUUUGCAUCCGUGUUACAUCUGACACUAAUUAGUAUUGAACGAUUUGUGGCUAUGAAGUAUACUUUUCGUUAUAUAACAAUUGUUACAGGGCUUCGCUUAAAAAUAGCCGUUGUUAGUUCCUGGGUGUUCGCAUUUUGCCCAGUUAUUCUGCGAAGUCUUUCUGAAAAGUUGGAAUUUAUUUCCUCGGUCGUAGCUGUAAUGGUUUUAUUUCUCAACAUUUUGCUAAUACUUUUCUGUCACUUAUCGGUUUACUUUGUAACCCGUCGUCACGAGAAACAAAUUAAGAGUGAACAAGUUUCACCACAAGCUGCUGCAGACUUCGCAAAGGAGAAAAAAGCUCUGAAAACUACCAGGAUAAUUAUAAUGGCUUUGCUUGUAUGUCUUUUUCCCCUGUUUAUGUAUGUUUUUCUUUGGUUCGCCUUUUCUAAGAGUAGUAGUUAUACUGGGAACGUAAUAAUUUUGUCUCAUCCGGUUUUCAUCUGGUUGUCAUCGCUGAAUUCUCUGUGCAAUCCGAUCAUAUACUGCUAUAGAAAUAAGAUGUUUCGAAAGGCAUGCAAGGAGCUGCUUAGAAUGAAGUGCACGAACUUUAACGAGGAGUAA
Messenger RNA from Orbicella faveolata, 1247 nucleotides. Its product is annotated as trace amine-associated receptor 5-like. NCBI's taxonomy places the organism in Eukaryota, Metazoa, Cnidaria, Anthozoa, Scleractinia, Merulinidae. The record is from RefSeq and is a predicted model, not a curated record.